GCGGCCGCCAUUGUCAGCCCCACCAGCCAGAGCUCAGCUGGAGGAGUUGGAGGUGGAAGUCGAAACGGGGAGCGCCGAGAGGCAGCAGUGCACGGAGAAUGGAAUCGAAGCCUUCUAGAAUUCCACGGAGGGUGUCUUCUCAGCCAUUAAAUUCUCGAAGUGCUAGGACAGGCACUGGAAGUGGAGGAACUGGUUUUACUGACUCAUAUCGUACAAGAGACUCUUCACUGAGACUGGAGCCUCCAUGCCAGGAAUCCAGCCGGUUGCAUAGUUCCAGUAGAGAUUGGUCAAUUGGAGAAAGAGAAGCCUAUGAAAGCCUGUGGAAGCUUCCAACUUCUUCUCCAGCUCGCUACUCAGGAACCCUUGACCGUCCAUGGUCUGGAAGACUUUCAGGAAGCAGAAACAGAUUGUCUGCAUCAUCGACUUCUCAUCUUGCAUCGACUUGGCUUGGUGAAUCCGAAAGAACUCAGGGAGCAUAUUCUUCAAGGCUGCGUAACCAGCAACAAGAUAGUGAUUCUAAGAGACCUAAGCUUUCUUAUACAUCUACCUCUGGUGUAAGAAGUAAUGGCUUAACCACAGUUUCAGAUUCCCCAUGGAAGUAUAACGAUGUGCCCAGAUCUUCAUCUAUGGUACCUGGGUCGUUAGGAACUGAACUUGUGAGAGAGAGGAGAGAGCUAGAAAGAACAAGACUACCAUCCAUUGGUAGUCUUGUGGAUUACAGUCACAGGAGUGGUGAUUUUCCAUCUUCAUCAUAUCUUCAGGAGAGAUCUGCUUCUUCAUAUGCACAAGGAGCAAGACCAAAAGACAACUCAUUAAGCUCUUUGAGGUUGAACACAUCCAUGAACCGCCAGUUGCCUUCUGAACAUCAAUCAUCAUUACACUCUAGAGACCAUAGCUGGAGUUCAAGAUCUAACUAUGUCCCAAGAGAAGGAGAAUUUUUGGAAAGGAAUAUACAGCCAGAGUUUACUCAUGGUGCCAUGAGAAAUGGAGCCAGUUCCUCUAGCAGUUCUGAAAGGAUCCCACAGUCCCAAAGGUCACUAAGUGAAUCUCCUGGAGAUACUGAAGGAAGGCGAACAACUAGGCAACUGCUAUCUCGUUUAGCUUCUAGUAUGUCCUCUACAUUUUUCUCGAGAAGGUCUAGUCAAGAUUCUUUGACUUCCAGACAGUUAGGUUCUGAAGAUUCAACGGUUUCAAGACCUCUUUCUUCUACUCAAGCUAGUACUGCUGACACAGCUGCAGCUUCUGAAGGUAUAGAAGCUCAGUCUCCUGAUGUUUCUCAGGGAUUUAGCUUUCUUAGAAGACGAUGGGGCCUGUCCGGUGUUUCACCAAAUCCUGGUUCUGAUUCAGAAGCUGAGAGUUACAGGCAUGAGUCUGAAAGUAGAAAUGCAGGAUCCUGGCUAUCAUCGUCGCUAAGGAAUAGGUGUACACCUUUGUUUUCCAGAAGGAGGAGAGAAGGCAGAGAUGAAACUGCAAGAACCUCUACCUCUGAAAUAUCGGCUAGACCGCAGCAUCUUUUUAGGAGAAGAGAAUCGGGUGGUGAAGCAUCCCUUGAAGCACAAAGUGAUUCCCUCAGGCCUACUGCAAGGCCACCAACACCUGCAGUACCAAACAGUGCUACAUCCACCUCUGUGCCAGAUUCAGUGCACAGUAGAAGAAAUUCAGGAACAUCAGGAAUAUUUCCUGGUUCUCUCUUGAGGUUUGCAGUACCACCAACACUGGGAAACAACUUAUCUGACAAUGUUAUGAUAACUGUAGACAUUAUUCCAUCUGGCUGGAAUCAGUCUGUUGGGCAAGAUAAUGACAAGUCCAAAGUACCUCCUUCAAGAGAUCCUGAAAAGCUUCAGAAAAUUAAAGAGAGUCUUCUUUUAGAGGAUUCUGAAGAGGAAGAGGGAGAUUUGUGCAGAAUAUGUCAGAUGUCAUCUACGUCUCCCACUAACCCUUUAAUAGAGCCAUGCAAAUGCACUGGAAGCCUGCGGUAUGUUCAUCAGGAGUGUAUGAAAAAGUGGCUACAGUCCAAGAUUAACUCUGGCUCUUCAUUAGAAGCAGUAACUACUUGUGAACUGUGCAAAGAGAAGCUGCAUCUCAAUCUUGAUGAUUUUGAUAUCCAUGAGCUUCAUAGAGCACAUGCAAAUGAACAAGCAGACUAUGAAUUUAUCAGUUCUGGGCUUUACCUUGUAGUGUUGUUACACUUGUGCGAACAGCGCUUUUCAGAUAUGCUGGGAACUGCGAGCGAGGCCAACACUCGUGUCCGGUUUAUUAAUCUUGCAAGAACUCUUCAGGCACACAUGGAUGAUAUUGAAACAGCUUCAGAUGAUGAUUCUGAAGAUGGUGAUCUUGGUAGAACACUUGAUGCUGUGUAAACGCAACUGGAAGCUGAAUGGGCAACUGACACCUGCUGCACCAUCAGUAUGCGUUUCUUUAGUAAGGCACACUGACUAAUGUUAGAGAUUUCUAAAGCGUUGCUGAGUUCAGAAACCUGCUGUUGCACACUGGAAACAUGGAGACCUGAGUGCUGGGUCUGCAGGAGUGAGUUGUUUCUCCUUUGAGAUUAUGACAUGUAUGCCUUCUUCUAAAAGACCAGAUUUUUAUGUAAGUAAGGAACAUGAUUUCCUUUUGUACAAACUUCUUAAAGUAAUCAGUUAAACUUCUGGAAAAUGUUUCUCACAUUUGCUCUUCCUACUGGCACUAAGUGGUAAUGUUAAGUAUGUUUGCAACUCAUGGGGAAGGAAUACUUCAGUUCUAGCUUUCCAUUUUGAAAACACCUUUGGGAAGUUCUCACUAUCUUGCUUCCAGUGUUUACGCCAUAGGAUGAAUGAGGGGGAUGAAUGGGUUCUGUGGAGUUUAGUAUUAAGUUUCUAUAUUUUCCAUGAGGAAUGUUUAACUCAAAGCAAUAAACUUGCAAGGGGCUAUUAAUAAGUGUUAAUGCUGGCUUUUUAUAAGUACUGAUUUCAAAACUGCGGAUUAUAUUUGAUAUUAUGUAGAUGUUCCAAUGAGGAAUUACAGCUAUGUAAACACUUGCAUUUCAGCAUUCCUGGCAGGAAUACAACAUGGUUUAAAAUCUUAACCAAGCUAUUUAUCUUAAUGAACCUUUUCUAGAACCCACAUUCACUGCUGAAGCACUGGUUAUGAACGUGUUUUCUAGUGUUGUCAUUUGUUUGUUAAAUAAAAAGUAUAAUGCAGAUGA
Molecule: messenger RNA, 3184 nt
Organism: Eublepharis macularius
Lineage: Eukaryota; Metazoa; Chordata; Lepidosauria; Squamata; Eublepharidae
Gene: MARCHF7
Product: membrane associated ring-CH-type finger 7
Exons: 11
Coding region: 99-2360 (753 amino acids)
Biological process (GO): protein autoubiquitination
Cellular component (GO): nucleus
Molecular function (GO): ubiquitin binding; ubiquitin conjugating enzyme binding; zinc ion binding
Source: RefSeq, a predicted model, not a curated record